Messenger RNA from Salpingoeca rosetta, 2941 nucleotides. RefSeq lists its product as uncharacterized. The transcript has 18 exons. Gene Ontology annotation, cellular component: nucleus. Gene Ontology annotation, molecular function: poly(A) RNA polymerase activity; RNA binding. Lineage: Eukaryota; Choanoflagellata; Craspedida; Salpingoecidae. Bases 419 to 2941 code for a protein of 840 amino acids. The record is from RefSeq and is a predicted model, not a curated record.
CUUUGCGAAUGUGCUGUUGUCAAGUUUUCGUGUUUUUGUGGUGUCGCGCAUCGUAUUUCGUCUUCCCGCCAGCAGCCAGCCAGCCAACGCGAUUGUGCGUGCUGCUGUGUGCUGUGUCAUCCAAUCCAGCCGGCUGCUGUGUAUUGAUUGUUGUGGUCGUUCGUGUGUGUGGGUGCCGUCCACAGGCAACGUGCGCACAGCAAGCAGGCGAAGCACACACCCACAGUGAAGGGGGGUCUCAUCGUUAGGUUUUCGUCUUGUUCCUCUUCUUACUUUCCUCUUCUUUCUCGGGUUCCUUUGCUGUUGUGGUGGUGUUGCCUCUCCUGUCCAUUGUUCUCACGUUGGCAUUGUUCCGUCGCACUCUCUGGUGCCAAGUCGGUGUUGUGGGCGGUCGUUCACGGCACCAACACCAGGCGCCAUGGCUCAGGAACCGCUCUCCACCGAGCACCCCUCGCUCGAGCAACUGAUGAGCACGCGCAAGCUUGAAACCUGCUUGAAGAAGGAGGGCAUCAUGGAGAGUACGGAAGGGUACGAGCAACGAAACCGCGUGCUGGCCAAUCUCAACGCCUUUGUUAAGGAUUGGCUGUACAAGUACUCCCUCGAGCAUGGGAAGAGCCCCGAGGCUGCCCAGCUCAUCCGCGCCAAAAUCUUCACUUUUGGCUCCUUUCGUCUCGGCGUUCAUUCAAAGAACGGCGAUAUCGAUGCGCUCAUCUGCUUUCCGCAAAGCGUUACGCGCGCCGCGUUCUUCUCAAGCUUCUACGACGCCCUCGCCCAGCGGGACGACGUCGAGGACCUACACUCUGCGGAGUCUGCUGCAGUGCCUGCAAUCAAGCUGACGUUUGGCGGGGUUGAGAUGGAUCUUCUCAUGGCGCAGCUGCCGGCAGACUCCAUUGCGCCGUCCCUCGACCUCUCCGAUGACGACAUCCUGCGCAAUCUCCCGGAAACUUGUGUGCGCAGUAUCAAUGGUCGGCGUGUGACGGACAAGAUCCUGGAGCUGUGCCCCGCCGCCCGCGAAGACUUUGGCCUCUGCCUCAGAACCAUCAAGCUCUGGGCUAAGCGACGCGGUAUCUACGGCAACGCGCUGUGCUACGUCGGUGGUGUGCAUCUGGCCAUCCUCGUCGCUAAAAUCUGCCAGCUCUUCCCUUAUGCAACCGCCUCUACCCUCGUGGAGAAGUUUUUCUGGCACUACAAGCGAUGGGACUGGGCGAUUCCUGUUGAGCUGCAGCACGUGGAAGAUCUCGGAAUCACACACAUCCCGCACUGGAGCCCAAUCAACAACUACCACGACAUGAGCGUGAUGAAGAUCCUGACCCCCGUGUACCCGUCACAAAACGCGUCGUACACGGUGACCAGGUCCACCCUCUAUCGCAUCAAGCGCGAGCUUGAUCGCGCAGAGUCCGUUGUUCAGAAGAUUGCAGACGGCAAGGCAACCUGGCCCAGGCUGUGGAAGCAGAUUCCCUUCUUUGGCGUGUAUUCGCACUACAUCUGCGUGCAGGCGCUCACCAACUCGGAGCAGGACCGCACCCUCUAUGAAGGCCUCGUCGAGUCAACUGUGCGCAAUCUGGUGACCAGUCUCGAAUUCCACCCAGCCGUCACAUACGCCAUCCCAAUUCCAAAGGCGUUUCGGCGAUCGCCCGAGAAAGACCCGUCGACCCUGGAGGACGAGGACACACACGAGCGCCCGCCAGAGUACUGCUGGCGCACUCUCUGGUUUAUUGGACUCGUGUUUGAUCCAAAGGCCACGGAGCAAUUGGACAUCUUGACGGUGAUGAGCGACUUCGAGCGUCGGGUGCGCUUCAAGGAGAGCAGAAUGACACGCUAUGACCCGAGCAUGCGGUACACGGUUGAUCCGAUGGCGCGCGAUGAGAUUCCAACGUGGCUCCACGCAGAGGCCAAGGUCGCCAAGCCAGCAAAGCGACGGGCGACGGCGCAAUCGGCUGCUGCGGGUGCUGCGGGUGCUGCGGAUGUGUCUGAGAAUCCGCCAAAGAAGAGCGCAACAACAACAGGAGCAGCAACUACGGCAGCUGCAGCCACAACAACUUCAUCAACAACACCUGCGGCAACGUCAGACUCGACCGCUUCACCGGCGUCCACGUCCACCACAGCGACAACAGCCACCACGCCCCCCUCAGAUGGUGCUGUGUCGGCCGGUAACACAACCACGACAUCCACACCAGCCCCACCACCAGCAGCAACGGCAGCGGCAGUGAUUGCCACAAAUGCGCAGCAGAGCAAGGGUGCGAGCACAGCUGUUGGAGGCAGUGGCGAGAAUGGUAAGCAAACACCUGCAGCAACAGCAGCAACAGCAUCAACAGCACCAUCAACAGCGGCAACCAUGACACCAGCGCCGAUUGUUGGUGUUCUGUCGAAGCCAGCGACGAUGGGAGUGCGGAGACCGCCUGUGAAGCAACAGCCGCCACCCGCUGACCUGGAGGUGCCCGAGCUUGGCGCUGAGCUGGACGUGGUGACCACGGCUGCCACCACCGCCCAGCCGCUGCCAAAGGUGUCAGUGAAACUGCACACGAGCCGAAGCAGCCGCAGCCGCAAGUCGCGGUCGGGCUCGAGGGACCGCGAGAAGCGACGCAGCAGGGAGAGGGAGAGGAGGGAGCGAAGCCGAGACAAGGACAGGCGUGAUCGUGAUCGUGAUCGUGAUCGUGAUCGUGAUCGUGAUCGUGAUCGUGAGAGGGACAGGGACAGGGACAGGGACAGUAACAGGCGUGAGAGAGACAAGGGCAGAAGCAGCAGCGACAGGGACAGGGGCAGAGACAGGAACGGAGAAAAGAGGAGGGAGAAGGAUAAGGAGAGGGACCGGGAGAGGGAGAGGGAGAAGAGAAGGGACAGGGAGAGCGGCAGCGAGAAGGAGAAGACAAAGGAAAGGUCAAGCCGUGAUCGCGAUCGUGAUCGUGCGAGUCGGGACAGUCGCAGCAGCCGUCGUCACUGA